AAGAUUCAGUGUUCAUUUGCCAACCGUUGGCAUCGGUUCUGGUUCUCGGUGGCGCUCUAAUUCGUACCUUUUAUUUUAUUUAACUCUGUGGCUCAUUACAAACUUGUGCUUUUGUUUGGCUACCUAACUGCCUACCACUUAUCUGCCUACUACAUUGUACCGCUGCGAGUCAUAAAAAUCCAAGAGUAUCAAGUUUGAAGUGGUUUGAAUUAUUCCAACUUCCAUCACAUUUCUUGUAGAGUUUCUGCUUGAAACUAAGAAACGACGCGUUUUGCAGACUAUACGCGUACUACAAAAAAAAAAGAAAGGAGAAAAAAAAAUUAAAAAAAAAAACAUUAAAAAACGUGUCAUACAAAUGAACUGUGAAACACGUGGGUUUCUGCGGGCGACUUACUAACUCUACAGAGCGCGAUCGCUGCGAUCACAUUUUGCCAGACAACUCAAGUAAACGCAUACACAUAAAUACGUACAUACAUACCCGCAUAGGCUACAUACAAAUGUGCGCUGUUAUGUAUACUUUGUUGAGCAAAUAACAGAAUUAAGUACGCGAAGUGACGUUAUUGAUUUGUUAAAAAAUUGCACAUUAGCGACAUUCAUUUGUAGUUUGCUUCGUUGUUGACGCUUAACGCAAUCAAUUCCAAUAAAAUUACGCUCUUGUGCCAAAAUUUAUUAAGAAGUCACUUGAAAAGUUUUUAGAAACAAAAAAAAAAAAAAAAAAAAAAAUACCAAAUACCAAAUAUAAAACAAAAACAAAAAAGUGUCAAAAUGUCUUCGAAAACAACGCUUGUUGGUGGUAAGCAAUUGUUGGUUGUCGGCAGUGGUGGCCGUGAGCACGCGAUUUGCUGGAAACUGUCGCAGAGUGAGCAGGUGGUCAAAAUCUAUGCACUACCUGGUAGCCAUGGCAUUGCGCAAGUGCCGAAGUGUUCUAAUCUUGUUGGCGUAAAUGCGAAAGAUUUUAAGGCUAUCGCCAACUGGUGCAAGAAGCAAUCAAUAGACUUAGUUAUUGUCGGUCCAGAAGACCCCUUGGCCCAUGGACUCGGCAAUGCUCUCAAUAAAGCUGGCGUACGUUGUUUUGGCCCCAACAAGGAAGGCGCACAAAUCGAGGCCGAUAAGAAAUGGGCCAAGGAUUUUAUGCUGCGUCACAGCAUACCGACUGCACGCUAUGAAUCUUUUACCGAUGUGGAAAAAGCUAAAGAGUUUAUAAAUAAUGCGCCCUACAAGGCACUCGUCGUCAAAGCCGCCGGCUUGGCUGCUGGUAAAGGCGUAGUAGUUGCAGCCGACCCUGCUGAAGCCUGUCAGGCAGUCGACGAAAUAUUAGGCCAACGCAAGUAUGGCAGUGCAGGUGAUACAGUGGUCAUAGAGGAACUACUCGUCGGCGAAGAGGUUUCGGUACUCGCCUUUGUCGACACCCGACAUGCCCAAGCAAUGCUACCCGCGCAAGACCACAAACGGCUUCGCGAUGGUGAUGUAGGUCCCAAUACUGGCGGUAUGGGUGCCUACUGCCCUUGCCCCUUGAUACCACCCGCCGAUCUGGAACGCAUCAAUCGAGCUAUACUACAAAAAGCCGUGGACGCUUUGCGACAAGAGGGUAUACACUAUUGUGGUGUGCUCUAUGCGGGCCUUAUGAUAACUACAGAUGGGCCUAAGGUAUUGGAGUUCAACUGUCGCUUUGGCGAUCCGGAAACACAGGUCAUAUUACCACUACUCGAGAUUGAUUUGUAUGCUGUGAUGAGCGCAUGCGUAGAGAAUCGUUUGAAGGAAGUCACGCUGCAAUGGCGAGAGGAUGUAAGUGCCGUGGGUGUGGUCAUGGCCAGUGCUGGCUAUCCAGAGACCUCGACAAAGGGUUGCAUUAUCGAGGGUAUGCCGAUCAAUACGGCUGAUGAGUUAAUCUUCCAUAGCGGCAUAACUGUUGGCAAGACGGGCGAGUAUCUCACUAACGGCGGACGUGUGUUGAUCGCGGUAGCGCUGCGCAAGGAUUUGCGGGAAGCAGCGGCGGAUGCUACUGAAAUAUGUCAGAGUAUCACAUUUGCCGGGGCAGGUGCGCAGUUCCGUACCGACAUUGCAGAGAAGGCAUUCAAAAUGCUGACGACGGAAGCCCCGAAGCUUAAGGCGCUCUCUUACAAAGACAGCGGUGUCGACAUAGAUGCGGGCGACGAUUUGGUGCAGCGUAUAAAACCAUUAUCGCGCGGCACGCAGCGACCCGGCGUCGUAGGUGGCCUGGGCGGAUUUGGUGGCUUAUUUCGCUUGAAUGAGUUGAACUAUACAAAACCGGUCAUCUGUGAGGCCAUCAAUGGUGUGGGCACGAAGAUAAAGCUUGCACUCGAGCAAGAAAUGUACGAAAGCAUUGGCUACGAUCUGCUCGCCAUGUGCGUCAAUGACGUGUUGGAAUCUGGUGCGGAGCCAAUUGCUUUUCUGGACUAUAUAGCCUGUGGUAAGCUGCAGGUGCCUGUGGCAGCGCAAAUUGUUACAGGUAUUUCCGAAGGUUGUCGUGCCGCAAAUUGUGCGCUUUUAGGCGGAGAAACCGCUGAAAUGCCCUCCGUCUAUGAGGUAGGAAAAUACGAUAUUGCUGGCUACUGUGUGGGCAUUCUCGAGGCAGGCAAGGAGUUGCCGAAAUUCAAGCAGUACGAGGAAGGGGAUCUACUGAUCUCGCUGCCAGCGAAUGGGCUGCACUGUGCAGGUUUCCAUGCGUUGCUGAAACAACUAGAAGUGGCGGGAAUUGAUUUGAUGGAGAGGUGCGAGUUCGGUGAUUUCACUAAAACGUUAGGUCAACAGCUCUGCGAACCAUCGCGAAUCUACGUUAAAGAAGUCAAUGCGCUUUUACGCGAAUGCGAGGUAAAAGCAAUUUCGCAUAUUAGCACCGGUUUGCUACCAGACGUACAACGUAUCAUACCGCCUGACCAUGAAAUCUCGCUGGAUUUUGGUGAUCUCAAAAUACCCACCAUUUAUGGCUGGUUAGCGGCCAAAUUGCGCCUAAGUCCACAGACGCUUUUGGAUAACCUAAACUGCGGCAUUGGAAUGGUGUUGAUUGUAUCGAACAAGAGCAAUGUUUGGAAAACACUGCUAGGAGCAGGGGCGAAAGUGUUUGGUGUCUUGAAACGUAAACUAAAGACGUGCCAUCAGAAACACCAAAUUGAGGUGCGCAAUUUUAUGGAAGGUUUGGAAAAGAUCGCCGAUCGCUUUGGUGGUAUUUCGGAAAGGCAUACGCGCUCAUUGGAUGAGCCACAUCAACGUGAUUUAGCAUUGGAACUCUGUGAUGCAGCCUUGACACAGCAGCGCAACGAAACUUUUACCACAAAGUUGGGCAGACGGUUGAUGAGCGUGCCACAGACUUUCAAGGAUCCGGUUUUAGUGGUGGGCACUGAUGGUGUGGGCUCUAAAAUUAAGAUUGCACAGCGAACACAGCGCAAUGGAACGGUCGGCAUAGAUUUGGUGGCGAUGUGUGUAAAUGAUAUACUGUGCAAUGGCGCUGAGCCGUUAACGUUUUCGAGUUAUUAUGCCUGUGGCGAUUUAGUGGAAGAAACGGCAGCUAGCAUUACGGGUGGCGUGAUCGAAGGUGCAUCGCAGGCGGCCAGCAGUUUAGUGGAGACGCACAUUGCCGAGGUGCCCUUGCUCUAUCCCUCCGAUGUCUACGAUCUCGCCGGUUUUUCACUCGGUAUUGCCGAAUAUAGUCGCCUACUGCCACUGACGGACGAGAUACGUGCUGGCGACGUUCUCAUCGGCCUUCCAUCUUCCGGCGUACACAGCAAUGGCUUCAGUCUCGUACAUGCCAUUAUGAAACGGGCUGGCGUCACAUUUGAAGACAAAGCACCAUUCAGUCAUCAUACCUUUGGCGAAGAGUUCCUCACACCAACACGCAUUUAUGUCAAAGCUUUGUUGCCGCUGAUACGACAGGGUCAGGUCAAAGCAUUGGCACACAUCACCGGUGGCGGUCUAACCGAGAAUAUACCACGCGUAUUGCCUAAAAAUUUGGCUGUUCAAUUGGAUGCCACUCAGUGGAAUAUACCACCUGUUUUCGCCUGGCUCUCGGCGCAAGGUAAUGUCGAGUCUGCUGAAAUGCAGCGCACCUACAAUUGCGGUCUCGGCGUAAUUUUGGUGGUGGCGCCGGAGCUUGAACAUUCCGUGCUGGCAGAGCUACAGUAUCGCGAACGCGCGACACGUGUCGGUGUUGUAGUGGAACGCGCACAGCCCGAAGUACCACAGGUUGUCGUCGAAAAUUUCGGUCGGUGUCUGCGGCGCGCUCAAAAGAUGCUGGCUAGGCCGCGCAAACGUGUUGCCGUGCUUAUUUCUGGCACAGGCAGCAAUCUGCAAGCACUGAUGGAUGCUUGCCGCGACACAUCGCAAGGUAUGCACGCCGACAUCGUGUUGGUCAUAUCGAAUAAGGCGGAUGCAUUGGGUAUUGAGCGCGCGAAAAAAGCGGGCAUAUCAACGGCAGUGGUGUCCCACAAGCAGUAUGCAAAUCGUGAAGAUUUCGAUGCGGAAAUGAGUAGAAAGUUGGUGGAGCACCACGUGGACUUGGUGUGUUUGGCUGGAUUUAUGCGCAUCUUGAGUGAGCAGUUUGUACGUCAGUGGAAGGGACGACUGGUGAACAUACAUCCAUCGUUGCUGCCCAAGCAUCCUGGCUUGAAGGUGCAGCAAAAGGCGCUCGAUGCAGGUGACAAAGAGUCCGGCUGCACAGUGCACUUUGUCGAUGAGGGCGUUGAUACUGGUGCCAUUGUUGUUCAAGCCAGCGUGCCUAUACUGCCGAAUGAUACCGAAGAGACUUUGACAAAACGUAUACUCGUUGCCGAACACUUUGCUUUCCCUAAAGCGUUGCGGCUUUUGGCCACUGAAGCGGUCAAGCUGAGUCAGGAUGGCAAAGUGAUUUUUACCUGAUAUUUAUGUUUGUAGAUUUUCAGUUACAUUUGGGCGGGAAAUAAAUAUUAAAACUAUGCAGUUGCAAAUUUUUCAGUUACUAGAUA
This is a messenger RNA of Anastrepha obliqua, 4958 nucleotides long. It is a transcript of the gene Gart, whose product is annotated as trifunctional purine biosynthetic protein adenosine-3. Gene Ontology annotation, biological process: 'de novo' IMP biosynthetic process; adenine biosynthetic process. The transcript is spliced from 10 exons. Gene Ontology annotation, molecular function: ATP binding; phosphoribosylglycinamide formyltransferase activity; metal ion binding. NCBI's taxonomy places the organism in Eukaryota, Metazoa, Arthropoda, Insecta, Diptera, Tephritidae. Bases 766 to 4872 code for a protein of 1368 amino acids. The record is from RefSeq and is a predicted model, not a curated record. Gene Ontology annotation, cellular component: cytosol.